Messenger RNA from Neoarius graeffei (lesser salmon catfish), 12749 nucleotides. It is a transcript of the gene mgat3b, whose product is annotated as beta-1,4-mannosyl-glycoprotein 4-beta-N-acetylglucosaminyltransferase b. Lineage: Eukaryota; Metazoa; Chordata; Actinopteri; Siluriformes; Ariidae. The coding region runs from base 849 to 2654 and encodes 601 amino acids. The transcript is spliced from 4 exons. The record is from RefSeq and is a predicted model, not a curated record. Gene Ontology annotation, biological process: N-acetylglucosamine metabolic process; protein N-linked glycosylation. Gene Ontology annotation, molecular function: beta-1,4-mannosylglycoprotein 4-beta-N-acetylglucosaminyltransferase activity. Gene Ontology annotation, cellular component: membrane.
GGGAGCUCUUGGUGGUGCUGCGCGAGCGGAAAGGCGUCAUUUUUGCCCAAAUACGAGUCACGCGAAGAGCGGCGCGAGCACGCGCUCAGCGAGAGGAAAGGGGCGGCGCUGUGAACUCAAGACGUCAAAAUACAUCAUAAAAUAAAAACAACAAAUAUAUAUAUAUAUAUAUCUAUAAUAUAUAUAUAUAGAGAGAGAGAGCAUGAUUUGAAAGGCACGAGCGUCGGUUUGCUGUUCUACUCAGUCCGCAUCAUCAUCAUCAUCAUCAGCGUCGGGAUGGCUGCGUCUUCGUCGGUGAUCUUCUGCACGAGGCGUCGCCAGGGCUGCGGGGUCGGUGCGCGGUCGCGCGCGGGUGUCGUGUUCACGCGCGGCUGUCAGUGAAGCGCCUCCCCACGCUGCAGCAGGUUCGCUCACUCGCUCGCGCUUCCCCCUGCUGAGGAUCCGGAGGCAGGCCGCCAUCCCGAAUAUAUAUCUCUCUCUCUCUCUCUGUCUCUCUCUCUAUCUGUCUCUCUCUCUCUGUGUCUGUCUGUCUUUGACCGGAAAGAAAGCAUGCAUGCAAUAGUGUCCUGAUCACUAAAAGUGCACGAGACAAAACCAAAAAACCGGAUCUCCUUCGCUUUUUGGUUUGCACUCAAUCUCUGGAGACCGGGCGAUGGAUCAAGCAGCUGUCGGUCUAAAUACAAAUAAAUUUCACCUGCCAGAAAAGCUAUUUCAACGAAGGGGAAAGGACGCGGAAUGUCAAAACCACACAUUUGAUAGUGGUUACUUUCACUUCACACCAACUACUAGGUGAACUUUGGCUUGUGAAUUGACGAACCUCAGCCUUGAGCCAGUAGAAACCAAGAAGGAUGAAAAUGCGACGUCACAGAGUGUUUUUGCUUUGCACCGUGGGGCUGUGUGUAAUUUCUUUCCUGCACUAUUACAAGGCCCUGCACUACGUGUCUCUGCUACGGGAACUUACAGCACCCUACCCAAACAUCAAGUCUUUUAUAAUGGUGACUGGAUUCUUCUGGAAAGAGAAGGCCACCCCACUGUCCAGUGCCUCUCCAGAAGAGGGACCCCCACCAGUCCUUAGAACCUUGGAGACCAGGCAUCAGGUACAUGAAGAAACCAAGGGCAUGGGUGCAGGAGUGUUGAACAUGGCUGAAGAACCCAGAGCACCACAGCCUUGGGUGAGACCAGAGGAGCCACAACACGAGGAUUCAGACCCUGAGAAGGAAGACAUGAAAUUGAUCAUGUGGCACCCCAGUAACGCAGUGCACCAGGGAGUGGAUGUUGUGAGAUCAAAUUCUCCCAGCGUGGUAGUGAAGAAGCAGGAACCCCAGCAUGCAUCCACUCCAGACCCCAUCAUGUUUCUGGGUGACUUACACAAGCGCCACUUUACCCUACAAGAGGACAGCACACCCUACUUUGUCCGCACUAAAGCUGGUGCUCUGUGUUUCCGGCAAGGGACAGAGAUAGUGCCAGCAAGAGAUGAUUCUGGGACUGGCAAAGGUAAGCCUACACUGGCUGGGGUCCUUCAUAGGAAUAUCUUACAAAUUGCAGAGGACUCCAAUGCUCGAUCAAAAUUGUCAGAAGACUCUAGUCCCAGCCGAGUGAAGCCCAAACGUGGCAAGCGUCUUGUAAAGUGCGUAUGCCGUUCUGGUUGGCAUGGUCCCUACUGUGGAGUGCCUACAAUGGUGUAUCACUCAAACCUGCCAACUAAAGAGAGACUGACCCCUCGUGAGAAGCCACGACGUGUAAUCAAUGCUAUUAACAUUAACCAUGAGUUUGAUCUGCUCCAUGCCCGCUUCCAUGAGCUGGUUGAUGCUGUUGAUCUCUUUCUUGUAUGCGAAUCCAACUUCACAGCGUACGGAGAGAGGCGUCCGUUGAGCUUCCUGCAACUCUUGCUCAAUGGCACUUAUGACUACAUGCGUCAUAAGAUCCUUUAUGUGUUUCUGGACCACUUUCCUGAAGGUGGUCGGCAGGAUGGCUGGAUUGCUGACGACUAUCUGCGCACUUUCCUUACACGGAACGGCAUGGGUCGAGUGCAGGGUGCACGGCCUGACGACGUUUUCCUCAUCAAUGACGCUGAUGAGAUCCCAGCCCAUGAGGGCAUUCUUUUCCUCAAGCUGUUUGAUGGCUGGACUGAGCCAUUUGCCAUCCACAUGCGCAAGUCACUCUAUGGCUUUUUCUGGAAGCAGCUUGGCUCUCUUGAAGUGGUUUCAGGAUGCACAGUGGGGAUGCUGAAGGAGGUCUACGAAAAUGAUGGCAUCCGCUUGCGCCGGCGCGAGUACUAUACCAUGCCUAAUUUCCGCAAAUAUGAGAAUGACACAGGACACAUCCUGGUGCAGUGGUCAAUUGGAAGUCCGUUCCACUUUGCCGGAUGGCACUGCUCCUGGUGCUUCACGCCCGAGGGCAUCCACUUCAAACUUGUAUCUGCCCAGAAUGGUGACUUUCCCCGUUGGGGCGACUAUGAGGAUAAGCGGGACCUUAACUACAUUCGUGAGCUGAUCCGGACUGGGGGUUGGUUUGAUGGCUCUGUGCAGGAAUACCCUCCCACGGACCCUAAAGAGCACAUGUAUGCCCCGAAGUACAUGUUGGACAAUUAUGAGAACUAUCGCUACCUUCUGGAGAACCCUUAUGUCAAGCAUCCCAAUAUGAGUGCGGGGUAAAGGGGAGACAGGUGGGGUUUAGAUGUAGUUCAUCUGAAUAAUAAAGGAAAAUAAGGUCCAUUUGGAAGUUAUCAGGGGAGGAAGGGAACAAAACUCUGCCUACAUCCUUUCCCCCCUUUUCUUACUUAUUGGAUCAAACCCCAAAGGUUAAUUACCAUCCAGUCCCUGGCAGAGAAGGGUGGGACCAGCCAUGGCAAUGGAUGAACAUAAGUGAUUAUUUCUUUUUUUGGUUUCUGUUUGCUCAGUGGAUAUGCAGAGUCUAUCAAGAGACUGUAUCAGAUCACUCCAUUUGUGAUGUUUAUUAUGCGCUGACCCUUUUGUGUGAGAGAUAAAAAGAAUGUGUAUGUUUGUGAUUGGCCUUCAUGGUUCUUGACACACAUUUUUGCUUGCAGUUUUGAAAAAUGAAAACCAUACGGAUUUAUUAUUUUGACUCCUUCCUAAAAUCCACACUUGGCCAAGUGCGGCAGUCAAUGGAGCGUUUUCUGUAUGAACGAAAGAGGAAAAGGGUUCUAAAUUUGGUCUGAAUCACUUUCUGAAUAUGUGAACCGUUGGGUUUAGUUAAUGCAGCACUUUCAGUCCAGAUUCUGCGCUGAUUGCUGAAGCCAGUGUGGUGAUGUACUUUUGCACUCUUGACCAAUGGCAUGAAGUGCCCUCAGAGUUCAGUUCAGUAUGGAGGAAGAAAAGUGGCUCAGAUAUUGGUGACUGUGUUGGUCAUACAUGCAGAAUACAAGAGAAAAGGGGAAUGGAGCAGGGAGUAAAGGGUUGGUAGAAGUAGAGAAGGCAAGAGUAGGUCUCUGUUCCCCUGCCUGAGUAGAACCAAAUACAUUAUGGAUGCUUCAGCACAGCAGGAGACCAUUUCAGUUGAAGAGUAGGCCACAGAGGAAAAGAGAAUAGUCCUUCGUCCCUCUCUAGCCUUCUCUCCCAGCUUGUCUCUGUGUCGUAAAGCAGAUUUGGCAUGAAAUAUUUGGCCGUGUAGACCACAGAAAUUUAAGUUAUUGGUUAUACUGACGCACCUACUACAGCGUUUGUCAGGCUAUGGAAACCUAAUGGGAACUUUUACAAAAAAGUAUUGCGAUUACACAAUCCUGACAAAGCAGGACAGUCUGAAAUGGGAAUGAGAUCGGAACCUUUACAAGUCCCACUCCAAAUUAGCAUGAUCUUUAAAUUUGAUGGGGAAUGGAUGCAUUUAAAAGGCCAGUGAUAAAUUCUACAUCAGGUGCCAUAGGCGAUGGAAAAGUUGGGAGCCCAAUUAAAAUAAAAUAUGCAUGUUCUUUGUGAAGGCAUUCUUCAUGGCAACAUGUUCAACAGGAACCUUUUUCCACUAAAAACAAAACUUGAGGCGGUAGUUUUCGUAGGAAAUGACGAAGUCACUUUUGAUGGAACUGAGCUGCUGGUAGCAAAAUUUGCAAGUAUAAGUCAUCGAUUGGAACGCAGCUAUCUAAACACGCCCAAAUUAUUUCUCAUAUCUUAUCUCAAGUUGCAAUGUGUGGUGUCAUUAUGGGAGUGUAAAAGCAGGGAAGUAAACCAGCAGGGAUGGGAAGGGGGGGGAGCAGCAAAAUCCCAGCAUUCAAAUGAGGUCACAAAGUCCUCAACAUGGGGCGUCUACAUCCUGUGUGUGAGAGAAAGAGGGAGAGGGGUCGAGCUCCACACUGCAGCAAAAGCACUUGAGUGCCAAAUGAAAGGAGGAAGAGAAGCAAAGAAAACAUGCAUUUUUUUUCUUUGCAUUUUUGUUUGCUUUUAACGAAAUAUCCAUGGUUCCAGCCAUGCUUCUUGUCCUACACAUCAUCCUUUCUAUCAAACGUUCUUGCUGCAUCCUAUACACGUAUAUUCCCCUCCUGCAUUCCUCUCCCUGACUACUAGAAAUAACCUUGGCUUUAUGACCAUGGGAUCUUUCUUUUCCCACACAAGUUGCUUAUGUGUAGGGUUUUGAUGGGCAUCACACUCAACUGGGCAUGCCAAGCUCUGCCCUGCUGCAUCAGGCUGGGCUGUUUCCAUGGUGACAUGCCAUCCUGCCUGCAAUGUGAACACCGUUCAAAACAAUGUGGCUACGUUUGCAUACCUGAAUGAAAACUUCAAUUUGACUGAAAGGGCCGGAUCAUUUGUUGAAGAAAUUAUGUACGCUUUGAAAUUCAAAUGGCUUUUCUCAUGUAUCCUGUGCAGGUGCGUUUUGCUAGUUAAAUGUGGCAACUACUAAAAGUGGGUCCUGUAAAGAAAGUUUGAAUAACUUUAGCUACGGUAAUAGUAACAUUGGUGCUAAAUGUCAUGCCUUGCAUACAUGUACAUUUUGUAACUCAUUGUUCAAAUGACUCAAAUCGAGCUGUAUUUUUGAAUAGUUUUUACUUAAACUGUGUACACUGAAACCCUACAGAGGGGACAAUUUGUUUGAAAUCUGCAGUCUGAUCAAGUUCAUUCCACUUGAAUCUGUAAAUAUUGUGAAAUGCGCUCGAGUGACUCAGAUGAGGGAGAGAUUCGAGUGUUUUUACAAACCUAUUCUCUUCAUAACCGACCCAAAUCUAGACUAGGAUGCUCUGGAUGCCAGUGUUCGGCUGUCAUCUUUGCUCCGCGUUGCUGACGCAGUUUCUCAUUCCCCUAAGUGUGCGCUUACUCCGAGUGUUGAGCCAGAACAGAAUGAGGAUUAAGAGGAAGCACUUUUAAUAGCGUCGCCCUCUAAGCUGCUGCGUUCAGGACAAAGCUCCGCUGUGCCCUGUCACAUCUGCAAUGCAGCAGUGCUGUGUUUACAACCAGAAAUCUGGAUCCUAACAUGCGUUACAGAUGCAUACGCACAGCUGGAAGUGCGCUCACUUGGUGAUAUGUUGGCCAAGUGAGUCAUCGGUGAACAGUAAAGUUAGGGUGACCAGAUUUCCCUAGCCUGAAACCGGGACACUUUUGCGCGCGACCAUGCUCAUGCACGCACACCCCUUUUUUUUUUUUUUUUAACGUAAACGUGACACUCAGAGGUGCUCUUAUUUUGUUGAAGCUCACAUUUAUCAACAUCUCACAUGAAAUAAAACAAACAGGCAUUUUAUCUAGUAGCAUAGUGGUAUACAGAUCAGUUAAAUUAUGGUCAGACAACAGAUUUUGUAAUGGCUGAGAAUAGGCCAGGCUAUGUCCAUAGGCCAAAUUUAAACUGAUUUAUUUCACCUGUUUGUGAGAACACCAAGAAGAAUGCAUAUGCACAUGUAGGCUAUAUCUCUAAAAGUGUAUGCACUAUCGCAUGAACUUAAAAAGUAGACCUCAACAUAGCCUAGGUCAGAAUCAACCUUACUAACCAUUCCCCACAACUGAAUGAAUAAAGCAAGAAGAUGUGUACAAAAGUGAACACUUUAAUGGAAGGUGCAACAAGCUGUUCAACACAGCAAUAUGGCCAAACUGUCAGAAUGGUAUGUUAAACGGAAUCUUUUUUUUUUUUUAUUCACCUUGUUAUCCUGAGAUAACGACAUAAUUAAUUCAGGAUGUCGAGAAAACAACUAAUUCGAGAUCUCGAGAAAACAAAACUGUUAUUCCGAGAUCUCGAGAAAACAAAACAAUUAUUUCAUGAUCUCGAGUAAACAGCUGAGAAAUGGUUCAUUCAGGUGCGCCAAGAGACUUGUGAUAUGCUGACUUUGGGGCUAUUUCUCAUUCUGUAUAGACACAACUUUGGUCAUUAGAAUGUCUGGAAUAAUCGAGCACCUAAUAAGGCAAUAUUUUGAUCAGGGGUUGACGCAGGGAGAGAUUGCAUUAAGUCUUUUAAUAAGGGAUAAUUUCAAAAUUAGUCCGCGGCACCUCCGCAGAAGACUGGCCCGGCUUCGUCUCUACCAACGGAGAUACAGUGAUCCAGCUGAGAUCAUGAAAUAAUUUUGUUUUCUUGAGAUCUUGAAAUAACGGUUUUGUUUUCUCGAGAUCUCGAAUUAGUUGUGGUGUUUUCUCGAGAUCCUGAAUUAUGUCGUUAUCUCGGGAUAACAAGGUGAAUAAAAAAAAAAGAUAUGAAGGGCCUCUCGCGGCUUCCGUAAAUAUACACUCAAACAAAACAGCAGUAAAGGAGGAGAGGGGCGACAGCCCGAGGAAAGCCCCCACAGGAGCUCACAGCAUUUGCAACAUAGGCUAACCAACUCAGUACAAGAACAAAGCACUUAGUCUGUGCAGUAGGCUUCGUGCGCAUUGUUCUGCACCUCUCGGAGGAAGGGGUAGGUGCCCUGUAAAUCUUUGGAAAAGGUACAUUUUCUUUUCGGCAUAAUUGCUGUGGCAUUACUGCUGCUAGCUGCUAGACAAAGAACAUUCGCGCCAGUUAAUGUUUAUUUUAUUGUUGCAUGGCAACACGUUCUGUUGUCUGGAAUAAUGUGGCUAAAUAAACACCCAUGCCACAGGGCCAGGGGGCGGUAACCAGGAAAGUUUGCGAUUUCCUGUCAAUUCAUCAAAAUAGUAAAUGCAGACAUUUCUCCGCUAAUGAUUCCCACGCUGCUCAGUCGCAAACGUCGCGAGUGGCGAAAACCGGGACAUAUCCGUGUCCCGACAGACUUUUGUCGGGACUCGGGACACACAACCCCAAAUCGGGACUGUCCCGGUAAAACCGGGAUGUCUGGUCACCCUAAGUAAAGUGCAAAAUUCUUUUACACUUCUGGGCUGCGUUUCAUUCACGAAGAAUGAAGCCACCCCUGUGGACUUCCUUCACUUGAUUCCUCAUGAGAACGUCUGAAUUUUUGCUGCCUUCCUGGGUUAAAACGGGCCAAAACCUAUCGCAAAAUUGAUCAGAUUACUGUACAUUGUCAUAAUGGUUUACUUAAUGUUGACUAGCUUGCUAGCAGAUACUAAGGGCACUCGUGUAAUAGUUCUUCAAACAUUUUGUAUAAUAGAUAACCUUCACUAGCUUGGCAGCAAAAUUUACUAUUUGGAGUUUCAUUACACAGUAAGUUGGCAUAAAAUGAGCUAGUUUGCUUGGAAAAAUAAAAAAAAAAAGUGAUUGCUUUUCAUUCCACAAUCAAUAGCUAUCCUAAAGCUAGACAGCCAGCAAAAGUAGCUAUUGGUUUAAAUUAAGCUAAUAACUAUUUGUCAUGCUUGCCAGCAAAAUUAAUUGCACAGUGGAAUAGUUAGCAUAACAUUAGCUAGCUUGCUAGCAAACCUGGAUCCUGGUUUUGCAUCAGUAACGUACUCCAAUUAAGCUUGUUGCUCGAUUCGCAGGUUUCACUAGACAGUAAAAUGGCUUGUCUUCUUGACCAUAUCUCUGUGUGUAAGUUGAGAAAAUGCUAAUGACCGCCUAUUUAGGUCCUCUCUUUUCCUAAGAUGUUAGAACUUUUAUAUGGCCUCCAGCAUUUUGACAUUCAACACUUCCAUGGAAGUAACCGAUCAGCUUUCAAGGAGCCCUACAGUACUUGGGGGCUUGGGCAAUUUCCUGUCCUAUAGAAAUAUUAAAGUUAAAAUUAAUUUAAAAUCCACUCUUGACACAAGGAUGUUAGUCACUCAGCAAAAUCAGGUUUUGAUCUGGCUAUACGGUAUGAUAUGUGGAGAGAGAAGCUAAGUAUGAACUGCGUUGCAGGAAGUCUUGGCCAGCGUUACAUAAACUUCCAGUCAUCAGUGGUUAAAUCAGAAAUACAGAUCUCAGUUCAGGAGUAAGGGGAUGGGAGGAAAGCCUUGAUGUUUCCUGUUUGGAAUGUGGUGUUGGAGUAGGAAACUGCAAAUUUAGCUUCUGACAAAAAUACAGCAACACACAAUGUAAAAGACGUUGAGACUGAAGUUGUGGUGUUCUGUAUUGUAUCCAGAAGUCUGUCCGAUGCUAGUUUUAUGCACUGCAUGUCGUAACCUAACCACACCACCUUCCCACUGAUUGGUCAGAAUUUGUUUAAAGAAGGUUCUAACCUGUUAUUUCUUUCAUGACUUUUACAACCAGACUUCUUCCAUAAAAGCACACUUGUAAACAUGUAAUCAUCAAAGUUUUCUGACGCAAGACUGGUUUUACUUUGGAAGGCUUGGAGUUCCUUGGGGAACACAAGUUGCAUUUUAUUGUCUUGACUUCAAAAAUGGACAAAAGAGCAAACCGUUUAGACGUGUUGUGAUAACAGGAGCUAACCUCUUUCACAAACGUUCCACUUCAAAUUGAUCUGUAAAUGGAUUGUGUCGUGACUUUCUUGAAGAAUAAAUACAAAAUUGUUCGCAUUGGGAAACUGCUGUGGUAUGAGGGGAAUAAAACACUUCAGGACAUGCUGUUAUCAGAAAGUAAUUAAUUUGAGUGGUAACAGUAGCACUUUUUAUCAAGCCUUCCUUAGCUGAAACCUGUUCGGUCUUGGUCAUGCUAUGAAACUCACUUUUUGACCAACUAUUGCUCUAGAGAAGGAAUUAAAAAGGUUCCUGGAACUAUGGGCCCCAUACUAAAAUUGGUUGGGUGGAAAAGUCCAAAGUUCCUGUAUCUGUGAAAGGAUUCCUGUGGUGAAAAUGUUCCCAACAUUUCAGUUCUGGUGAAAAUGUGGCUGAAGUUUCUGAAAUUCCUUUAAAAAUUCCUGUGGUGAAAAUGUUCCCAAAGUGCUGAUGAACCAGAAAUGUUCCUGGGAUAGAAAUGCUUCCCAAGUUCCUGUCCAUGUUCACUGCAGAAACAUGUUCCCAAAGUGAUGGACUUGCUGAAAAGAUUCCUGGACUAGAAUCAGAACAAGUUCAACAACCCUGAGGGGAAGUUUAGUAAAGGGGAAAUUGAAAAGCUUCAAGUUCCUGUAAGGGUUCUUGUGUUGAAAAUGUGGCCAACAUUUUUGAAAUUCCUAUAAAGAUUCCUGUGGUGAAAAUGUUUCCAAAGUGCUGAUGAACCGGAAAGGUUCCUGGGAUAGAAAUGUUUCCUCGCUUCCUAUCCAUGUUCCUGCAGUGAACAUGUUCUCAAAGUGAUGCGAUACUUGAAAAGGUUCCUGGGCUAGAAUCAGAACCAGUUCAAUAACCCUGAGGGGAAAUUGAAUAAAGGGAUAAUUGAAAAGCUUUGAGUUCCUGUGUUGAAAACGUGGCCAAAGUUGUGGGCUUUUUUUUGUUUUGUUUUGUUUUCCCCCCAAUCUGUAAAGUUCCUGCAGUGAAAAUGUUCCCAAAGUGAUGGGAUAGCUGAAAAAGUUCCUCAGAUAGAAUCAGUCAAAUACUUUAACCCUGAAGGGAAAUUGAGUCAAGGGGAAAUUGAAAAGUUUCAAGUUCCUGUAAAGGUUCCGGUGUUAAACGUGGCCAAAGUUUUUUUGCUUUUUCCCCCAAUCUAUAAAAGUUCCUGCAGUAAAUGUUCCCCAAAUGAUGGAAUAGCUGAAAAGGUUCCUGGGCCCGACUCAGAAAUACUUUAAAUUUCUCCUCAGGAUUAUUAGUAAGGGGGGGGAAUUGAAAAGCUUCAGGUUCCUGUAAAGGUCCUUGUGUUGAAAACGUGGCCAAAGUUUUUUCCCAAUCUGUAAAUGUUCCCAAAGUGCUUGUAUCCCUGAAAAGGUUCCUGUGGCGAAAACGUGCCUAUCGGGCGAGACGGACGGAGAGAAAAAGGCGGGAGAAGGAAUGUUGGCCUCUUUAACGUUCCUUAAAGGCAAGAAUCAAAAUCUUGUGUCCAUUUGAAUGGCUUUUUUUUUUUUUAAUUAAAUGAUCCAAUUAUCUGACAUCUUUUAUAAUGGGUGAGGGCAAAUGAGCUCAAAUUGCUUCCCCCAAUCCACCCUGAGAGGGUGGGUAAAAGUUUUCAGUGGAAAACAAAAAGCCAGCAGCAUUAGAUCUACUUGGGCCACUAGAGUGCAUGGUUCCUGAGAGGCGCAGAUUAUUUCUCUUUACAUCAUUAAAGUGCCACAUUUUAUUCGGCUUGAUAUCUUCUACAGGCUUGUGAGUUAAGACCGAGUCCCAGAAGGCUUUCAUUUGUUUGUUGAGCGUGAUAUGAACAAGGGAUAGCUCACUGAUAUUGGCUGCGGCCCAAAGCUGUGGCUGUUCUUGCUAAUCCUUCUAGAAAUUCACCUUCUGCGAGUUGCACUAGGGACCUCUCUCUACAUAUAAAUAUCUUUUUCUGUCUCUUCUACGGAAUGUCCUUGUCUUGUUGGGUUUUGUUUGCUAUUCGUUGUCUGUUGUAAUGACUUAUGAGCUGGUUGUUAUACACACCCUGCUGCUGUUUACAUUAAUUAUCCAAGUUAUUCCAUUCUUGUUUCUAGAAAUUAAAAGGGAAAAUAAUUGUGAUGGAGGAGGGAGAAAGCAGCGGAAGCGGUUAUGAAGCAGAGAGCUGUUUAAUCAUUCAACAGUUGUGCUUUUUUUUUUUAGGGUUUUGAAGCACUGUUUAUCCAUCUUUGACUUGUUCCUGUCUGUUCUUCCUGUUGUCAAAUCGACAUUUUGUACUGAUAUUACUGAAACGUAUCUGAUAUGCACUUGUCAUUUUAUAUAUAAUUUCAUUUUUUAAUUUACCUGUGAAUUUUAACCUAUCUAUCAGGGAUUUCUGCCUGUCCAUAUGUUUGCUGCUUGCUUUUUUUUUUUUCCCCCUCUUUCAGUUUUAGGAUGUGAAGGCAUGCCACAAUUGGAAUCUGUGUAAAAAUAGCCAAUCAAAUAAUUUUUAUAGCACAGCAGUGGUGAAGAUGCAACAAGUGUGUCCGAUAUGUUGUGGAUCAAAAGCCGUACUGCUUUUGAACCCAGCGACAGAUGGAGACGCACUGCAGAGCGCAUUCUCGUCUUGAACCGUCACCUGAUCUGAACAUGUAGUGCGUAUACGCACAUGUUUGGUUAACCUGUGUGACUCACCUCACACUUGACAUCUCUCCACUGAACUGCCAUUAGUCAGGUCAUUAAUCGAGGAUGCAGGGCUAAUCAUGUACUGUGUAUAACGUAUAUUAUCAAGCCACUUCGUAUAAAAGUCCAAAGAGGCCAUCUAUUUUUUUUUCUGUUUUUUCAGUCCUGUUAUCUCCAUUCAAAUAUCAUUGUCUAGAUGAGAACAUAAUUUGAUUUGGUUGAACUUAUCUGGAUAACUGACAAAAAUGGUCCUGUGAAAGAUGGCUUGUAAAUCCUUGGCAUUGAGUUUAGUCAUGGAAUGAAUGUUUUGUUUUUGGUGGGCGAUUUAUGAUUUUUAUUUAUUUUUUUUUCUUGGAGUAAGACAAAAAAUUAUGAAUGAUUGGCCUCUGUGGAUUUCCCUGACUUGCAUUGGCUUUUAUUUUUGCAGUAAAUCAAUCAGGUUUAAAUAUGAAUCUGAUAUCAGUGGAAAUGCUUUGUGUUUUUUUUUUUUUCCAAAUUCAGUACAUAUGUGAUUUUCAUAUAUUCAGUGACUUACACUUGCGGCAGCUUGUCUUUUGAGUUUUAUUUUUCUGAAAAGGUUUUUUUUUUUUUUUUUUUUUGCUUUGGCAAACCAAUGUCCUUUUCUUGUACUUAUCAAACUGGAGCACUGGGGUCUGUCUGUUCUGUCGUGAAUGUUUUUGUUGUGCGCUGUUAAGCCUCAACCUGUCCGUGUCCUCAGAGUACGUCUCAAUUCGGUCACAUGAUGCCAGAUUGUAGCCACUAGAGGGCACGAGACGUCUCAGAGGAGUUCGCUCAGCCAUCGGUCCCACCGUCUCACUGCAUCGUCCCAAAGUGAGUGACUCCUACUGACCCUCGGAGUAUAAUACAAACUCUCAAUGUCUAUAAAAAUCUUUAUCUAGGCUACAGACCUGGGUUGCCAGACAAAUCUCCGUGAGUGAGGUGUGGGUUUUUUUUCUUCUCCUGGAUGUAUCUUUGGACUGCUACAGAGCUGACAGAAGGUUAAGCACUGUGCAGUUUUGUCAUGUUUGUCUUUAUUUAUUUUAUUUUUUUACUUGAGAGGAUGUGGUUAUGGGGGAAAACUGUGUAAUUGUGUGUUUCAGUGGCUUGGCAUCUCCUUUUAUGCUCAAUUCUUUCUGCGUUUGUGUCCCAUUCAGGGUUGCAACCACUUCACCAAUAUGUCUUUCCCAGCAGAGUGAGCGAAAACAAAAACCGAACCAAAAAAACGCUGAUGUAUUUACACAAUAGUGCAGACAUUUCAUAAAUGACGACAAAAUGACUUCCUCCUCUGUGGGUAAAGAUGAGUGUACGUUUAUGAAUUAAUACAGACUUUUUUUUUUUUUUUGUUCUGUAUAUGAAUGGCUCCAUGUUAACCUGAACAGAAAAAAUAAUGAAUUCUAUGACAAACUAUAAUAAAUUAAUUUUAAAAAUUGU